GAGAACAAGCGAGAUUAAAGGCAAAGGCAGAUUUCUUCAAACGAAGGCAAAAGUAAAAUAAUAUAUUUCAAUCAUGAACUCAAAACACAGACAAGUCCAGAAAUGUGUUUCUUUGAGCAUAGGGUUGCUUUGUUGGUUCCUAGGAGGCAUUGUGUUCGGAUUUAAUGCAUAUGCCAUCUCUCUCAAAGAAACAUUCAAUUACACUCAGACUGAACUGGACUAUAUUGCUUCCAGUGGCGAUUUUGGACUAAGUUUAAACUUUCUGGCAGGUGUUGCCUUUGACAAAUUUGGUACUAGAGUAUCUUGUACCAUUUCAUUUAUACUAACAGCCACUGGAUUUACAUUAAUGUGGAUGGCAACGACUUUUAGGAUAUACUUCAGUUCAAAAUUCUGGCUUUUUUGUAUUUUCUAUUUUCUGGCAUCAACUGGGACAUUGUUUGUAUUUGUACCGUCGAUGGUUGUUAAUUGCAUGAACUUUGACAUAAAACAUUCGGGCAAGAUACUUGGGUUUCUUAAUACUAUGUUUGGGGCAAGCCCUGCAAUCUACAGCGCCAUCUAUGAAGGAUUCUUUGUACAAGGUCAUAUAACGGAUCCGGGGAAUCAAAAACUUGGUGAGUUUAUGAUAAUGCUAGCCGUGAUAUCUACUUUCAUAACGCUGUCUGCUAUUUUAAUGCUUAAAAUAGUUCCCGAGGACACAAUUGAUUACGAAGAGAUUGACACAUCGAGACUAGCUGAUAAGGAAAACGUUAAGGACAUCACUGAAUAUGACGAAAUUGACCCACCCAGAGCAACUGAUAAGGAAAACGAUAAGCACCUAUACAACAUUAAUACAGUGAAAAAAGAUGAGGAAACAAACAAUACAACAGAACGUAUCCGAGAAAAGACAGCAACAGCACAGUCAUUCCAGAUGGAGAUGACGUUUUGGCAGAUGAUGAAAACGACCCAGUUUUAUUACAUUUUUAUAAUAUGUAUAAUCAUUGGGGGUCUUGGUGGAUCGUUUACGAAUAACAUUACAACUGUUUUACAAUCUUCAGUUGUUGAAAUGAAACCAAUAACUUUUACUGUUGCAAUACCAUUUUUCGCGUCAAUGGCGCGAUUUUUUGGUGGAGCGAUACCGGAUUUCAUUUUUGAGAGAUGGCCACAUAUUCCAAAGGCAUCAAUUCUUUUAUUCCCUUGCCUCAUGACUUGUUCCAGUCACAUUGUAUUCUCCUUUUUUAAUCAAAAUUCAAUAGGAUUGAUUUUUGCCUCAAUAAUGGCUGCUUUGGCUUACGGAGCCUUCUAUGUUCAAAUCAGUGUCGUUAUCAUACACUUUUUUGGUCUGAAAUACUUUGGGCAAAACAACGGUCUUGUCUUGGUCAGUCAUGGUAUUGGUAUAGUUUUAUUUCAAAAGCUGUUUGCUAUGAAUUAUGAAAGCUACAGUCCUACUGGAUCAAACUAUUGUUAUGGCGAUAUGUGCACAAAAUGGUAUUUUGCACUGGCUUCAAUGUUAAGUCUUUGUGCAAUGUUUCUAAAUGUUUGCCUUAUGAAAUUUGAAAGAUAUUAGGAACUUCAAUGAAAGUUCAAUGCCAUAUCACCUUGGAUAAAUGAUAUAAAUGACGUUGUAAUGACUGGAAAUGAACUGACUCGUGACGUGUACGGUUGCAGGCAACACUUGCUUCUCAUCAUUGGUGAUCAAAUCGCCAACUUGCAACUCACUCUAGACACCACUAUAUACUAGUAGACAAUAAGAAAGUUCAGCUACCAGAGCCUAAGAUGGUACAGUCUAGAGACUCUAAAUGGGUACAGCCUCCAGAAUCUAAGAUGGUACAGCCAGCCUCCAAAGUCUAAGAUGAACACAUCCUCCAGAAUCUUACUACUUCCGGAGACUAAGAUCAUAAGAGUAAUGAGCUAUAAGUCAGUAC
Molecule: messenger RNA, 1901 nt
Organism: Owenia fusiformis
Lineage: Eukaryota; Metazoa; Annelida; Polychaeta; Sabellida; Oweniidae
Source: the annotation of a GenBank genome assembly